AUGGAUCAUUUCAGUUUAUCAUCAGAUGAUAUUGGUUUCCAUCUUUUCACAUGUGAAUCAUUGGCCACAAUUGAGAAGCGAAUUGCUGAGAAAAAAACAGAGCAAGCCAAGGCUAAGCUGGAAAAUAAAGAUCAACAGGCUAAAGUAGAAAAACGUCAGCCCCGACCUUAUCUGAGAACUUGCAAAAAGCUGCCUGCUCUCUUUGGGAAUCCUCCUCUGGAGCUCAUCGGGGAACCCUUGGAAGAUCUUGAUCCGUACUACAAUGAUCACAAGACUUUUAUGGUACUAAAUAAAAAGAAGAGAGUCUUCCGAUUUACUGCCACACGUGCCUUAUGUAUACUUAGCCCUUUCCAUCCUAUCAGAAGAGCUGCUAUUAAAGUUUCUGUCCAUCCAUGGUUUACUGCGUUUAUUAUAUUCACCGUUCUACUAAAUUGUGCAAUGAUGAUUCCAGCUGACUUUCUAGAGAUAAACAAAAACAUUGAGUUCACUUUUGCUGGUAUUUACACUUGUGAAAUAUUGAUAAAAGUAUUAGCAAGUGGAUUUGUUUGGAAUCAAUUCACCUUCCUUCGCGAUCCAUGGAACAUUGUGGAUUUAAUUGUUAUUGUUAUAACGUAUGUGAGCCUAUGUUCACCCCGAAGUAAGGUUUCAUUUCUUCGGAUUUUCAGGGUACUCAGAUCUUUAAAAGCUAUAUCAGCAAUCCCAGAACUAAAGGUCAUCAUAGAUGCACUUAUCCAGUCUAUUAAGAAACUUGCUGAUGUGAUGAUCCUGACCGUUUUCUGCUUGAGUGUCUUUGCCCUUGUAGGCCUCCAGCUCUUUAUGGGUAACUUGAAAAAGAAAUGUGUCCGUAACAAUACUACAUUUGAUCAGAAAUUAUGUGAUGAUGCCAAGAUAAGUGAUGUAAAGGAAUCAGGUAAACUUUUUUACUAAAUGAAUAAUUCUCAGGAUGUAUUACUGUGCGGAUUCAGCUUGGAACCUGAUACGGAAUGUCCAGAGAACUAUUCCUGCCAGAAAAUUGGGGACAAUCCUGAUUUUGGCUACACAAGCUUUGAUCAUUUUGGCUGGGCCUUUCUCUCUGUUUUCCGUCUGAUGACACAAGAUAACUGGGAGCGUCUAUAUCGACAGAUCAUCCGAACUUCUGGAAAGACCUACAUGAUCUUUUUUGUGGUGGUCAUCUUCCUGUGCUCAUUCUAUCUCUUCAACUUGAUCCUGGCCGUAGUAACCAUGGCAUAUGAAGAGCAAAACAAUGCCACUCUUGCUAAAACACAGGCAAAGAAGAAAUUGUGUCAGGAAGCUGAGGAACUACUAAGGAAAGAGCAGGUCUGUACUUUAUUAUGUACAGGACAGAAUACACAUCACAUAAAACUCCUUUUCGAGCAGAUAUCAGCAGACUCUGUAAACAAUCCAGUUAGAAGACAAAGGAUAAUGAGUGCAACCAAUGUUAUUACCAAUGCCACAAGUAAACUGGAAGAGUCAAAACGGAAAUGUCCUUCAUGCUGGAAUCGCUUUACCCAAAAAUAUCUCAUUUGGGACUGUUGCCCACUGUGGAUACAACUCAAGGAGAAAGUGAAGCUUAUAGUAAUGGAUCCGUUUACUGACCUCACUAUCACUGUUUGCAUUGUGGUGAAUACCAUCUUCAUGGCACUAGAGCACGAUAAUAUGACAGAAACUCUUAGCAACAUGAUUAUUACAGUCAACAACGUUUUCACUGGAAUUUUUACAGCAGAAAUGAUCUUCAAAAUCAUCGCUCUAGAUCCCUACUACUAUUUUCAGCAGGGCUGGAAUAUUUUUGACAGCAUAAUUGUUAUGAUAGGCCCAAUAAAAACAUUUUUGGAAAUAAACCUGGCAUUUUUCAGAUUGCUGCGGAUCUUCAAAUUGUCAAAGUCAUGGCAAGCCUUAAAUAAACUUGUGAAAAUCAUGUGUCAGUCAGUUGGUGCCUUUGGUAGUCUCGAACUGGUUUUGGGUAUCACUGUAUUUAUUUUUGCUGUAGUAGGAAGGCAGGUUUUUGGAAACUAUUACUCCAACAGCACUAAAAUAAGCACAGACUGCAAUUUACGCUGGCAUAUGAUUGAUUUCUUCCAUUCAUUCCUUAUCAUAUUCCGAAUUCUAUGUGGAGAAUGGAUUGAAACCUUGUGGGGCUGCAUGGAAGUAGCUGGGAAAGAGCUGUGUCUUCCUUUUUUCUUGCUGGUCCUGGUGGUAGGAAACCUAGUGGUGCUUAACCUGUUCAUUGCCUUGCUGCUGAAUUCCUGCAAUAUUGAUGAUCCAGCAACACCAGAUGAAGCUGAAAAGAGGACCAAGCUUCAGCUUGCAUUUUCUCGGAUUCACAGGGGUCUGCAGUUUGUGAUACACAUAACAGGGGAUUUGUGUUGCAAAAUACUCAGACAAGGGCUGAAAACAAUGACCAGCAGGAAGAUUAUGGUGAAAGUUACCGCACAGAACGUUGGUGGGAAUUACCAUGCCACUAUAGAUAUGGGGGAAAAUUACACUGAUAAUGGGAUUUACCAAAACAAAGAGAAAUCCCCAAUGGCAAAGGAGUAUGAGGAUUUUAUGACCAAUUCUAACACAUUUGUUUGUGUUCCCUUUGCUGAGGCAGAGUGUUACAAUGAGGAUUAUGAUGAUGAGAAUAGCACAUAUACCAAAAUGGAAUAUAUAGCAAUGUCUUCUGUUGUGCAGGAAUUGGCGGGGAUCAUCCAAUCGACUGAAAAGUUAGAUGCACCUAAGGACUGUUUUACAGAAGGCUGUGUCCAAUGCUCCUUAUGCUGUGCAGUGGAUAUCACAAAGUUUCCAGGAAGUACUUGGUGGCGAUUUAGGAAAACCUGCUACCGAAUUGUUCAGCAUAGCUGGUUUGAAACUUUUAUCAUAUUCAUAAUUCUCCUGAGCAGUGCAACUCUGGCAUUUGAAGAUAUUUACCUUAAGGAAUAUGCAACCAUUCAAAACCUUCUGAAGCUUGCCGAUAUAAUAUUUGCUUACAUCUUUUUACUGGAGAUGUUUCUGAAAUGGGUGGCUUAUGGUUUCCAGGAGUAUUUCACAAAUUUCUGGUGUUUGCUUGAUUUCUUUAUUGUAUGUGUAAGUAUUACUUUUAACCUCAACCAGGAAGUAUUGAAAAAAGCAGAGUUUUGUGCCAGCCAAAACGUGAAGUCUUUCAGAACCCUGAGGGCAUUGAGGCCCCUCCGAGCCUUAUCCAGAUUGGAAGGGAUAAAGAUAGUUGUGUAUGCCCUAGUAGGAACUAUCCCUUCCAUCAUGAACGUCAUGCUUGUCUGCCUUGUUGUCUGGCUCCCAUUUAACAUCAUAGGAGUGAAAGAAUUUCGUGGAAGGUUUUGGAAAUGCACUAACAUAUCAAGUGAUUUGAUUGAUCAAAUUAAAAGCAGAAAUGACUGUGAAAUCCAUAGUCACUUAAAAUGGGAGAAUGCUAAAGUCACCUUUGAUCAUGUUGGAAUGGGGUACUUGGCUCUUCUACAGGUGGCAACUUUUAAAGGUUGGAUGGACAUUAUGUAUGCCGCAGUGGAUUCACGUGAGGUAGACCAGCAGCCAAUAUGUGAACACCGUUUAUUCAUGUACUUGUAUUUUGUGUGUUUUAUCAUGAUUGGAUCUUUUUUCAUGAUGAAUCUCUUCAUUGGAGUUGUUAUCAAAAAUUUUAACCAACAAAGGAAAAAGAUAAGCGGAGAUCAUAUCUUUUUGACAAAGGAACAGAAAAAGUAUUAUAAUGCCCUGAAGAAACUUGGAUCCAAGAAACCCCAAAAAUCCAUCCCAAGGCCAUUGAACAAAUACCAAGGAUUUUUUUUUGACAUUGUAUCAAGCAAAACUUUUGAGAUUACCAUUGUGACUCUCAUCUGCCUUAACAUGAUCAUUAUGAUGUGGGUCAGUGAAGACCAAGAUGAAAAAAGCAAGAAUAUCCUUGAGAUCAUCAACAAGGUCUUUGUUGCCAUAUUUACUGGAGAGUGCAUCAUGAGAAUACUGGCUCUAAGAUACUACUUCUUCACCAAUGGCUGGAAUAUAUUUGAUUUACUUGUUGUGAUCCUUUCAUUAGUUAGUAAGUUCCUCAGUGAGCAGGUUGCUGGUGUUUUAAAGUCUCCGUCAUUGUUGAGAAUCAUUCGCUUGGUGCGGAUUAGCCGAAUCCUGAGACUAAUACGGCAAGCCCAAGGAAUUAGAACUCUCCUUUUUACAUUAUUGAUGUCCCUUCCUGCUCUGUUCAAUAUUGGUCUCCUGCUUUUUCUGAUCAUGUAUAUUUAUGCUAUUUUGGGCAUGGCUCACUUUGCCUGCGCUAAUUGGGAUGGUGGGAUUGAUAACAUUUUCAACUUCCAAACCUUCGGUGGCAGCAUGCUCUGUCUCUUCCAGAUCACAACGUCAGCUGGCUGGGAUGGCCUUCUUAACCCUUUCUUAGGGACAAGAUCUGACUCUUGUGCUCCAAAUUUAAUUAUACAACCUAGAGACUAUACUUCUUGUGUAAAUAGCUCUGUAGCAAUUAUAUAUUUUGUAAGUUAUGUCAUUAUAUCAUUUCUUAUUGUUGUAAACAUGUAUAUAGCUGUUAUUUUAGAGAACUUAAAUGUUGCUACUGAGGAAAGUACAGAGCCUUUAUGUGAAGAUGACUUUGAUAUGUUUUAUGAAAUAUGGGGGAAGUUUGAUUCUGAGGCGACUCAGUUUAUUGAGUAUUCGGCACUUUCAGACUUUGCAGAUGCUUUGGAAAAACCCUUACGUGUAUCAAAACCCAACAAAAUUCAGCUUAUAGCAAUGGAUCUUCCUCUAUUUAGUGGAGAUAGGAUCUACUACUGGGAUAUUUUGCUUGCUUUUAUCAAAAGAGUGUUAGGAGAAUCUGGGGAGAUGGACAAACUAAUGAUGGAGAAUAAGCUUAAGAUUGCCAUUCCAUCCAAGCUUGUUUAUAAACCAAUCACAACUACCCUUAGAAGAAGACAAGAGGAGCUUUCCGCCAUUAUUAUCCAAAGGGCCUUCCGGUCCCAUUUGAUUCAGUGUUCUAUGAAACAGGGUUCUUUUUCAUACCAACACAGAACCUGUGACAGUAGCAUCUCAGAAGAAGAUGUAUCUGAGAAGGAACGUAGCCAGUUAGAUAGAUCACAAACUGCAUCUUCCAUUUCUUUCCCUCCAUCUUAUGAUAGUGUCACUGGGGCCACUAAUGAUAAUUUGCAGGUGACAAUUACAGACUCAAGCAAAGCCAAUUAA
This is a messenger RNA of Emys orbicularis (European pond turtle), 5172 nucleotides long. Its product is annotated as sodium channel protein type 5 subunit alpha-like. Gene Ontology annotation, cellular component: axon; plasma membrane; voltage-gated sodium channel complex. The transcript is spliced from 26 exons. NCBI's taxonomy places the organism in Eukaryota, Metazoa, Chordata, Testudines, Emydidae. The record is from RefSeq and is a predicted model, not a curated record. Gene Ontology annotation, biological process: neuronal action potential; sodium ion transmembrane transport; membrane depolarization during action potential. Gene Ontology annotation, molecular function: voltage-gated sodium channel activity.